AGCCGCGCCCCACGGCUCGGCGCAGGUCCCGCCCCUUUCCAUCUACGGGGCGGCAGGAGGCCCGAAGCAAGAUGGCGGUGAAUCAGAGCCACACCGAGAACCGCCGCGGAGCCCUCAUCCCUAACGGUGAAAGUCUCUUGAAGCGGUCUCCGAAUGUGGAGCUCUCCUUCCCACAGCGAUCAGAAGGCUCAAAUGUCUUUAGUGGUACAAAGACAGGAACAUUGUUUCUCACUUCAUACCGGGUGAUUUUCAUAACUUCAUGCUCCAUCAGUGAUCCCAUGUUGUCUUUUAUGAUGCCAUUUGAUCUGAUGACGAACCUCACUGUUGAACAACCAGUAUUUGCUGCAAACUUCAUUAAGGGAACUAUUCAGGCAGCUCCAUAUGGUGGCUGGGAAGGACAAGCUACUUUUAAAUUAGUCUUCAGAAAUGGAGGUGCCAUUGAAUUUGCCCAGUUGAUGGUGAAAGCUGCCUCUGCUGCUGCCCGAGGAUUUCCACUUAGAACCUUAAAUGACUGGUUCAGCUCUAUGGGAAUUUAUGUAAUUACUGGGGAAGGGAAUAUGUGCACUCCACAGAUGCCUUGUUCAGUUAUUGUCUAUGGAGCCCCACCUGCAGGAUAUGGAGCCCCACCUCCCGGAUACGGAGCCCCACCUGCAGGAUAUGGAGCCCAACCCGUAGGAAAUGAAGGCCCGCCUGUGGGAUACAGAGCCUCACCUGUGCGAUAUGGAGCCCCACCUCUUGGAUACGGAGCCCCACCUGCAGGAUAUGGAGCCCCACCUCUCGGAUAUGGAGCCCCACCUGCAGGAUAUGGAGCCCCACCUCUCGGAUAUGGAGCCCCACCUGCAGGAUAUGGAGCCCCACCUGCAGGAAAUGAAGGCCUGCCUGCGGGAUACAGAGCCUCACCUGCUGGAUCUGGAGCCAGGCCUCACGAAUCUACAGCAGCCCAGGCUCCUGAAAACGAGGCUUCUCUUCCCUCUGCCUCCUCUUCUCAGGUCCAUUCUUAACCUUCUAAGAUGUAAACCUUGAAGACUCACCAAGCAAAGAGGUACCCUAAAACUGAAGUCAGGAUAAGGAGGAGGACUCAGCUUAGAGUCAUUGAUUGAUCUGCAUUGUGAAAAUUAGGAAACCAGAUGCUCCCAUGUUCUCAAGGACAGCCUUUCUUAAGGAAGUCAGUACGUGGGCAACAGUGACAAGGAGAGGAAGAGAGGAGAGACUCAACCAACUAGAGCAGGGAUGAGGUUUCCCUUGUUCAGCUUUUCAGUGUCUGCUGGAAUGUGACGGCCCUCCCAACGGUCACUGAGUCCUGGAGAUCUGGCCAGUCCUUCAUCUUCACUGCGAUCACCCCUGUCCUAGCCUCCCUGUCUCUCACCUGGAUCCUUGAACAGCAGCUAAUUGUAGGCUCUCUGUAUACCCGAAAGGCUCCAGUCAGGAGGCAAAAGCCAUGUGUUAUUUGAACAGAAAAAUAGGCAACCGUAAGUACUGUAAUUCCAGAACAUUUUCAUUACCUAAAAAGAAACCCCAUAACCAUUAGCAAUCACUUCUCAUUUCCUCUUCCCUCCAUCCCUUGGCAACCAUUUAUCUACUUUUUGUCUCUGUAGGUUUGCCUAUUCCAGACAUUUCUUAUAAAUGGAAUAAUACAAUGCAUGUCCUUUUGUGUCUGGCUUUCACUUAGC
Molecule: messenger RNA, 1670 nt
Organism: Gorilla gorilla gorilla (western lowland gorilla)
Lineage: Eukaryota; Metazoa; Chordata; Mammalia; Primates; Hominidae
Gene: WBP2NL
Product: WBP2 N-terminal like
Exons: 9
Coding region: 72-1001 (309 amino acids)
Biological process (GO): positive regulation of DNA-templated transcription
Cellular component (GO): nucleus
Molecular function (GO): chromatin DNA binding; transcription coactivator activity
Source: RefSeq, a predicted model, not a curated record